This is a messenger RNA of Ostrea edulis (European flat oyster), 1625 nucleotides long. RefSeq names its product serine--tRNA ligase, mitochondrial-like. Gene Ontology annotation, biological process: mitochondrial seryl-tRNA aminoacylation. The transcript is spliced from 14 exons. NCBI's taxonomy places the organism in Eukaryota, Metazoa, Mollusca, Bivalvia, Ostreida, Ostreidae. Gene Ontology annotation, molecular function: tRNA binding; serine-tRNA ligase activity; ATP binding. Bases 137 to 1468 code for a protein of 443 amino acids. Gene Ontology annotation, cellular component: mitochondrion. The record is from RefSeq and is a predicted model, not a curated record.
GUUUACAUUAUUAUCUCCCUUCUUAAUAGAAGCAGCAUGAUUGUGGGAUUUGAAGAAAUGUUGUUAGUCAGUAAUCGUGCGUGAAAGGCCACUUCCUGAUAUGAGUUGAUUCCACGUGGAAAUUCUGUAUGUGAAGAUGAGAGCAGUACAGAUAUUGAGGAGAAUAUAUGCCAGAGACUUCAGUUUCUGUAAAACAAAAAUCCUCACCAGAUUCCUAAGUUCCAGCACUAACAUUGAAGCAUGGACAGAUCAUUUUAACUCCCCAACACCUGAGUUUGACUGGCAAUACCUGUGUGAUGAUGCAAAUCUUAAGGAAAUUGAACAAAACAUAAUGGACAGAAAAGGAAUAGGAGAUAUAUAUAAAGUUAGGUCAUUGUGGAAAUCAUACCAAAGAGAAACUAAUGUGUCAUUGAAGGAGUCCCUGUUACAGCAGUUAAAUACAGCAGCUUCAGAACUCCCAAACAGAACCUCCCCAUCCUCUCCCAUAGGAAGUGAGGAGUUUGCAGAAUGUAAAGGGCUCUAUGGAACAAAAAGAGAUUUUACAUUUAAACCACAAUCUGUGACAGAAAUAGGACAAAGAUUAAAUCUUCUGAGAAUAAGUGAUGUUGGCCAUACUACAGGGCCUCGGACAUAUUAUUUCCUGUCAGACUUUGCCAAAUUAGAGCAGGCUUUGAUUAGGUAUACUUUGGACAAUCUUCUUCCCAGGGGAUUCACACUGGUUACUGUUCCAGAUAUCCUCAGUGCUAGUGUAAUUGAAGCUUGUGGAUUCAAGACAACAGGGGACAGGAACCAGGUUUAUAAACUAGAUUCCUAUAACCAUAGCAACUUAUGCUUAGCUGGAACAUCAGAGAUGUCUCUUGCUGGCCUGUUUAUGAAUGAGAUGUGCACAAAUCUACCAAAAAAGGUCUGUGCUGUAAGCCAUUGCUUUAGGGCCGAGGUGUCUUCCACUGAGGAAGAGCAAGGGAUCUACCGAGUUCACCAGUUCACUAAGGUAGAGAUGUUUAGUGUAGCACAGAGAGGACAGGGAGAUUAUCUACUUCAGGAGUUUUUGGAAAUAGAGAAACAGUUGUUCUUAAAUUUAGGACUACAUUUCAGAGUUUUAGAAAUGCCUACACAUGAACUUGGGGCACCUGCCUACAGAAAGUUUGACAUAGAAACCUGGAUACCUUCCAAACAAUUCUGGGGAGAGAUAUCAAGCGCCUCAAACUGUACAGAUUAUCAAAGCAGAAGACUGAACAUUAAAUAUCAGGAAGUGGGCAAGGAAGACACUCUGCAUGUUGAGACAGUAAAUGGAACAGCGUGUGCAGUACCAAGGCUAAUGAUGGCCAUUGUAGAGAAUUACCAGCAGGAAGAUGGAAGUGUAGCUGUACCGGAGGCCCUGAAACAGUACAUGUCAGGGCAAACUCAUCUGCAGAGAGCACCAGUCAAAGGCAAAAUGAAAUUUGUCCAAGGAAAACACUCCAGAUAGAGAAAUUGUAAUGAAAAUUUUUAUAUGGCUUAUAUUUUCAAGAUACAUGUACAUGUAUGUUCAACUUAGUAAAGAGUUUUACAGAAUAUGCACCAAAAAUUUCUUGUAUUUGUUCGUUUAUGUUGUCUUAAAAUUUAGAGUUAACAAUUCUGAGAAA